Messenger RNA from Grosmannia clavigera kw1407, 825 nucleotides. RefSeq names its product glutathione-dependent formaldehyde-activating gfa. The record is from RefSeq and is a predicted model, not a curated record. Gene Ontology annotation, molecular function: carbon-sulfur lyase activity. The transcript has 3 exons. Bases 1 to 825 code for a protein of 274 amino acids. NCBI's taxonomy places the organism in Eukaryota, Fungi, Ascomycota, Sordariomycetes, Ophiostomatales, Ophiostomataceae.
AUGGCGCGCUUCGGAAACUGUCACUGUGGCGGCUACCGUUUCGAGCUGUUGCGCGCUGAGAGCACGGAGGCCGAGGGUGAUGAAAAGCAGGCUGUUCCGUGCAGCUGUGCGGCCUGUACGAAGCUGGGAGCCCAGUGGCAAGCCGUGGAAGUUGAGGAUGUCCGAGUGAUCCAUGAUGAGGGAAAGAUGAUGGAGCAUCGGUCCCCAAACAUGCUGCACAAGUUCUGUUCCGUCUGUGGCACGACCUUGUUGGGAAGCCAUCCAGAGGGACAGAGUCCGUGGCGGCAGCAGACGUUGGUCAACUUGCGUGCGCUGCAAGGCUUCAAUCCGUUUGCUCUUGAGCGCGACACCUCCGUCUCCCCUGCACAGGCCCAGACGACCUGGCCGUCUACGGGCUCCUGUCUCUGCGGAAAGGUGGACAUCACGCUGCUGGAACCGCUGGAGACCAUGUCAAUGAAGGAGGACAACUGCAGCAUAUGCACGAGGAAUGCCUGGGUCGGUGCCUAUCCAUCCAAGGCGCAGGUAUCUCUACACGGCACCGAACAUACGCAGGACUACCGGUUUGGCCGGCGUUUCAUGGGCCAUCCGUUCUGUCAGACCUGCGGCGUCCACGUGUACAUGAAUGUCUACGGCCCGCCGCAGCACGUUCUCGACCGGCUUCCAGAGGAGAGAAAGGCAUUGGUGCGCAGAAAUCUGGACAUUGCGCCCGUAAACAUCCGAGUGUUGGAUGUUCACGGCAGCCCGUCUGGGCUGGACAUUUCCAGUCUGCCGGUGCAGCGGACCGACGAAGGCCAGGAUGGAUACGAAAUCGAUGUGUUGAGAUAG